Molecule: messenger RNA, 513 nt
Organism: Dromiciops gliroides (monito del monte)
Lineage: Eukaryota; Metazoa; Chordata; Mammalia; Microbiotheria; Microbiotheriidae
Product: putative ankyrin repeat protein RBE_0317
Exons: 4
Coding region: 1-513 (170 amino acids)
Molecular function (GO): protein binding
Source: RefSeq, a predicted model, not a curated record
AUGGAGUGGGAGAGAGCUUUUCAGUGCAUUCAGUUGGGAUACAUCGAUGUCUUACACUAUCUAAUAAAAAGCCACCAGAUUGACCUCUAUGUUGUAGAUGAGAACAACCGAAAUAUGAUAUUUUUAUCCGUCAUAUAUAAUCAACCAAAGAUUCUGGAGUACUUUUUGGACAUGGAGCCUCCUGUUCUCAAUGUAAACCAAGCAGCAGAAAAUGGAAAUACUCCACUUCAUGCUGCAGUCAACACUAGAAAGACAGAUAUCAUGUCUCUUCUUUUGCGUUUUGCUGAAAUUGAUGUCAAUGCCCCUAAUCACCAGUGUAAUGGAGCAACAGCUUUACAUCUUGCUAUCAUUUAUGGACAUCUGGAUAUUUGUUAUUUGUUGCUAAAAGCUGCAGCUAAUCCAGAAAUUCCAAUGGGAGAAAUGACACCUUUGCAACUUGCUCAGCAAAUGGGUAAUACAGCUAUAGAAAGCCUAGUAAGGUUUCAUGUUAACAAAUUGAAAAAAGGAAAAUAA